Messenger RNA from Aphanomyces invadans, 594 nucleotides. RefSeq lists its product as hypothetical. The coding region runs from base 1 to 594 and encodes 197 amino acids. Lineage: Eukaryota; Oomycota; Saprolegniomycetes; Saprolegniales; Verrucalvaceae. Gene Ontology annotation, molecular function: protein binding. The record is from RefSeq and is a predicted model, not a curated record. The transcript has 6 exons.
AUGGCAUCAUUGUGCAUCGCGGCGCGAUCCGGUGACCUCACGGAGGUGAAGAAGCUGGUUGAAAGUGGGUACAAUCCGAAUGCUGUGGACGAAGACGAGCGAACGGCGCUGCAUUGGGCAUCUUCGUCGGGACAUCUUGAUGUCGUGGAGUACCUGGCCGAGAUGACACAGAUCGACCGCCAAGAUGACUCUGGUUGGACGGCCUUGAUGAGCGCCACGUCAGCAGGGCACGUUGAUGUUGUGAGUCAUUUGCUCAGCAAGGGUGCAAACGCAAACCUGGCCAACGAAAACGGCCAGAUUCCCCUCCAUUACCACAAGGGUCGUCAGGAGAUUGCCGAGCUCAUCGUGGACGCCACGAGGAACAUCAACCACGCAGAUCGAUCUGGCGCGACUCCGCUUACGAAGGCACUGGGUGGUCGCCCAUCCCCUGGCAAUACGCCACUGCAUAUUGCCCUCCUCGAAGGCCACGACGGGAUCGCGGCCCUCCUCGUUGAGCAUGGCGCCAACAUUCAUGCCACAAACAAGCAAAAGCAAUCGUGCUUGGACGUCGCGUCGCGGGUGUUCCGCCAGCGCAUUCUCGCCGCGCCAUGCUGA